Messenger RNA from Eruca vesicaria subsp. sativa (arugula), 531 nucleotides. The record is from the annotation of a GenBank genome assembly. Lineage: Eukaryota; Viridiplantae; Streptophyta; Magnoliopsida; Brassicales; Brassicaceae.
AUGUCCUCACAGAAGAGUUCUCAUUACAAGACAGACUCCAGUAUGGAACUUGAUACUAAUAGGAAAGCAUGGAUUUUUCAACCUAGUGGUCUUAAUUACGUUUGGGGAGGUGACUCAAGAUGUUGGGUUAUCCCUAAAGAACCACGGGUGCCUGCCGAACUGAAGAUGGUAAGUUGGUUAGAAGUAACUGGUUCGUUCGAUAAGACUGAACCAGGUAAAACCUACCAAAUCGGUUGCAAAAUCUCGUUCAAACCGGAGGCUACAGGUUGGGACGGUGCCCCACUAGUCAUGUCUGCUAAAGUAGGAAAGAAAGGCAAGACGGUGUGGAAGAAAAUCAAAUCUGUCAACCAGAACAAAUUCGGAUCCGAACCGGUCAAUAUACCUGACGAAUCUGAUGGCCGGUUCGAAAUCUUGGUUAGCUCCACAGCGGAUAACCAAGACACCAAGCUUCAGUUUGGUCUCUACGAGGUGUGGACCGGACGAUGGAAGACCGGUUUGCUGAUCUAUGAAGCCUUUGUUCAAGAAGCGUAA